Molecule: messenger RNA, 4022 nt
Organism: Cryptotermes secundus
Lineage: Eukaryota; Metazoa; Arthropoda; Insecta; Blattodea; Kalotermitidae
Gene: hop
Product: tyrosine-protein kinase hopscotch
Exons: 17
Coding region: 472-3837 (1121 amino acids)
Biological process (GO): cell differentiation; intracellular signal transduction; hemopoiesis
Cellular component (GO): cytoskeleton; cytosol
Molecular function (GO): ATP binding; cytokine receptor binding; non-membrane spanning protein tyrosine kinase activity
Source: RefSeq, a predicted model, not a curated record
CUGCUAUAUGAAAGUCGUGCUUCUAAAACAUAAAGCACUAGCUGAAUAAACAAAAUUUAUCCAUCCAUACUUCCGUAGCAUUGAAAAUAAAAUUCACAUACAAUAUAUCGAAAACAAUUACUACUUGACUCGAAUAAAUUAAUCAGUAUUUCGGUUUACUAUGCGGGUAUAAUUGGCAAGAGAUCAAAAUAAAAAAAAAAGACUAUAUGUAAACAGCUGUAUGUUAUUUUGCGUGUUACAGUUGUUUGGAUACAAGUAUAAAUAGUACAAUGAGAAGAGAAAUGCCUUCGAAGAUACGAAAAUGCAUAGUAGUGGGAUGCAUGCAUAAUUCUGAGUUCUGUACCUGAGAAUGACAAUGCUGUGAGAAUAUAAUCUGCUUGCAGUGUAACUGAAUGAGUCCAGUGAUAUUAGUCGCUGAUAAAAAUAAAAUACUUAAUGUUUUGACGUACUGAAGCCUGCACGCUUAUAAUUAUGGGAGAGAAUGUUAAAGUUGCCCCAGUUCACAUAUAUGUUGACAAUGAAAUCUUUAAUAUACCACUUCAGUCUUUAACAACUGCAGAAGACGUUUGUAUUGAAGUUUCCAAGCAGCUUGGUAUAGGGCCUGUUGCCAGACACUUAUUUGCACUCAGACUACACCGAUCAAAAAUUUGGUUUAAUCCAGGCCUUAGGUUGUCUGAAACUCGAGCAAAUGCAGAAUAUGAUUUUAGACUCCGAUAUAAAGUACCAAGCCUCUCAAGACUGAAGAAAAUAGACAUGAAAGCAUAUGAUUAUUAUUUUCACCAAGCUCGAAAUGAUGUUAUGAAUAAUGAGAUCCCUGACAUAAGUUAUGAUAAAUACAGACGGGAACUUGUUGGUUUAGGAGUUGCGGACAUGUACAGAGUGAUGUUGGAGAAAGGUGUAGAAAGGGAUAUGGUUGAAAGUGACUAUAAGAAGUACAUUCCUAAAGAGGUUAUUAAACAUCAUUUCUUUUUCAUCAAGAAACCCAUCCAUGACUGUCUGGGCAAAAUUAAGAAAAGUGUUCAGCAUGAUGCCUGGUUUGUAAAGGGAGAAUAUUUGAAACAGUUUGAAGAAAUGGCUCCAAAUUACUUGAGUGAAGAGUUCAAAGCUCUGAUAGAUGAUGAAGGAUGUGUGGAAACUGUCCUCUUGAAAGUCAACCCCUUCCAUGAAGAACAGCCUGGGGUUAGUGUGCGAUAUGAUGGAAAGAAAGAGUGGCAUCAGCUGUGUACAAUUGAUGACCUGUGUUACAUUUCUGUACGUAAUGAUGGAACUGUUGAAAUCUCAAGAAAAAAUGGCAUACCAUCAUAUCUGAAAUUUCAUUCCAUCCCAUUGAUGUUCUCCUUUGUGAGUUUGCUGGAUGGAUAUUACCGUUUGAUGGUGAAAUGGACGUUCAAUUUAUGUAAGGAUGUCCCAACGCCAUUGCUGCCAAAGCUACAUGCUCUGAAGUGUCAUGGACCUGUGGGCGGAGAAUUUUCAUACGCCAAAUUGGAAGAGAAACGGAACAGUGCCCCUGGUUGUUUCAUUCUGCGGCAGAGCGAGACAAAAUAUGAUGUCUACUAUAUAGAUGUCUGCACCAGAGAAAGUUCAAAACCAAAAUCAUACAAGAUUGAGAAGAGGGGGGAAGAAGAAUACUUCUUCAGUUGUGAUGGAAAGAUUUACACAAGCAUAAUGCAGCUUGUGGCAGCAUACCGAACCGGUGAAGACUCCAUCUUCCUCCAAGAGUGUCUGCCUCCUUCGGAAUAUGACAAAUCAAACUUGCUGUUGUGCCAGCUCGAGACGAAUAAGGUUGACAUGAUGACAGCAGACAGUGCUGUGGCCGGUCUUCUCAACGCAGCUCCGCAAUGCAUCAAUGUCAGAAACUUACAAGUCUACAAAAAUCAAAAGAAAGAAGGUCGAAGUGGGACGUCACAUAUAUAUCGAAGUGUGUGGAAACCCUCAAAAGGCAAGAAGAUUGAAGUGGCUAUGAAAACUUUGAAACAAGAAUGUAGAGAUAAAUACCUGAAGGAUUUCCUUGAACUUGCUGGUCGAUGGGCAACCCUACAGUCAAAUGCAGUUGUCAAGUUGUAUGGCGUAACACUGUCUAGUCCACUUGCCAUGGUAACAGAGUACCUGAGUUUAGGGCCACUGGACGUGUACCUGAAGGAGCAUAAACUCAGCUUGAAGCAGGUGGAUCUCGUGGAAGCUGGAGCAUUUCUUGCCAGGGCACUCUGGCACCUGGAGGACCAAGGCAUAGUCCAUGGGAAUAUCCGAUGUCGGAAACUUCUAGUCGCAGCUCACGAUGAUAAUAGCUUCGUAGUUCGUCUUGCUGAUCCAGGGUUACACUCAUACACCUCAUCUGAUAUUCACUGGAUUCCAACGGAAUGUUACUCUAAUUUUGAUUUUGCCCAUGGUUCCGUGGCAGCUGAUGUUUGGGCAUUUGGUACCACCCUGUGGGAAAUAUUUGCAUAUGGAGAAUGCCCACCUGAAACUAGCGAUGUAGAGAAAAUAAAAAAGGAUUACCAGAGUGGCAAGAGGCUGCCUUUCUCUAGUGGCUGUACAGUCGACAUCUACAAACUCAUGUUGGAGUGCUGGGAUCUCGACCCAUACAGGAGGAAGAAGCCACAGGCCAUUAUGCGUGAUCUGAAUCAGAUCCUGUAUCAAGUGUUCAACUCCAGGCGAAUGCAUUCAUAUGCCACACCUUCCUUCAGAGUGUUUAAAGGUCUUGGGAACUCUUCAGAGAAUAGCGUAACAGAAUCAAAUGCCAGUCUGUUCUCUGGAGCCACAGAGGAUACAUAUGUUGACUACAUGAAAUCAGACUUAUUGUCAGUGGAUGAAGAACCACUUCAGAGUGUUGAUGUUUCAUCAGGAUUCAGUUUUGGGAGUGGCUCAGAGGGUACCUGGUUGCUAGGAGAUUCAAACCUUCAGACUCCAGCUACGGAUGUGAUGUCUCCUGACUUCUCGGUCAUCCUGUCCAACUUUAACUUCUCUGCAGCAACUGCCAUGGACAGUGUCACCUCAAUGCAAGAAAUUUUUGAACUUGAUGGAGAAUGUAAUGUAAUUCUACAAGGUCGUAUUGGUCAGGGCUUUUAUGGUGAAGUGUACAAAGGUACAUUGGAGCGUGAUAAGGAUUUGGAGCCUCAGCUUGUUGCCAUAAAGAAGCUGAAGACAAAUGCUGUGGAGACAAGCUUGCAGGACUUCGAGAGGGAAAUAACUAUCAUGAAGACUUUGAAACAUCCAAAUAUUGUGGAGAUCAAAGGUGUGAUCGAGGAUCCAGAGAUCAGUCUUGUGAUGGAGUUUGUGCAACAUGGCUCUCUCCAGAGCUACCUUAAGAUCCACAAAGAUACACUUCAGGAGGAGAACCUGCUGAAGUUUGCAUUUGAUGUUGCCAAGGGCAUGGAAUACUUGGGAAGGAAAAAUAUUGUGCAUCGUGACCUGGCUGCCAGGAACAUUCUGGUAGCGAAUGAGCAUCAUGUAAAGAUUUCAGAUUUCGGUUUAGCUCAGGUCAUGGGAAAGAAUGGCUACUAUAUUUUGAAGACAAGCAGAGAAUUGCCUAUCAAGUGGUAUGCACCAGAGAGUCUACGAGAUGGGAAGUUUUCACCAUGUUCUGAUGUAUGGUCAUAUGGUGUGACAUUAUAUGAGAUGUUUUCUCUUGGAGAAGACCCGCGUUUACCAGACUGUAUUAAUGACCAAGAUCAGCAAGAGCUGUUGGCAACAUUGGAGAGUGGCACUCGCCUUCCGUGCCCACCUCACUGCUCACAGACGAUAUACGUGAAAUUGAUGAAGCCUUGCUGGCAGACUGACACACAUGCUCGUCCAACGUUUAAACAACUUGCAGAGGAAAUUCAAAAUCUGAGGUGGUGAACGGUUGUAGUAAUAUUUGUAUAUUUGAGGUCCAGGUUGUUUAAAUGAUCAGGAGCAUUGAGUUCCGUUUGAUCAGAGUGAUUUUGAUGAAAGGAGUUCAUUGCCCAGCAGAACUCAAAUGACUUAUGUACAGUGGAAAAUUCAGAAGUAGACAGAUUGAAUGAAUGAAUGAAUGAAUGAAUGCA